AUGCGCAGCCCUGCUUCUCGGUCUGGAUCACAGCAGCGCGACUGUUUCCUGCAAAGAUCUCUGUGCAAAAACAACCAGAGGAAGCAUCACGAAGAGUUAAAGGACUCCUGUAACUGGUUCCCUGAGUCUUACAUCAUAUACCCAACCAACCUCAACACCCCAGUGGCCCCAGCCACCAAUGGCAUCAGCCACAUGAAGAGCAACCCAAAGACAGAUGAGCGAGAGGUCUUCUUGGCUUCUUAUGACUCCAGAAAGGAAAGCGGAGAGGGAACGGUGUGGAUCGCCAAAUCAUCAGCAGGUGCAAAAGGUGCAGGCAUAUUGAUAUCUCAUGAUGCAAAUGAGUUGCUGGAGUUCAUCGAUAAUCAAGGCCAAGUGCAUGUCAUUCAGAAGUAUCUGGAAAAACCGCUGCUAUUGGAGCCGGGACAUCGCAAAUUUGAUAUAAGGAGUUGGGUGCUUGUAGACCAUCAGUAUAAUAUCUACUUGUACCGUGAGGGAGUGUUGAGGACGUCUUCUGAGCCCUACAACAGCUCAGAUCUGCAGAACAUGACCAGUCACCUGACCAAUCACUGCAUCCAGAAGGAGCAUUCGCAGAACUACGGCUGCUAUGAGGAGGGCAACGAGAUGUUCUUUGAUGAGUUCAGACAGUACCUGUUGACCACACACAAUGUUGCCAUGGAAACAUCUAUUUUACCUCAGAUCAAGCAUAUCAUCAGGUGCUCCUUCACUGAAAAAGUUUUGAGUUCAAAUCUGAUUGCAUGUGUGCCUGCAAAUGAGUUAUACAAGUAGAA
Molecule: messenger RNA, 788 nt
Organism: Sinocyclocheilus grahami
Lineage: Eukaryota; Metazoa; Chordata; Actinopteri; Cypriniformes; Cyprinidae
Product: tubulin--tyrosine ligase-like
Exons: 4
Coding region: 1-786 (261 amino acids)
Biological process (GO): microtubule cytoskeleton organization; protein modification process
Cellular component (GO): spindle microtubule
Molecular function (GO): tubulin-tyrosine ligase activity
Source: RefSeq, a predicted model, not a curated record